This is a messenger RNA of Nakaseomyces glabratus, 1905 nucleotides long. It is a transcript of the gene YND1, whose product is annotated as apyrase. Gene Ontology annotation, biological process: UDP catabolic process. Gene Ontology annotation, molecular function: GDP phosphatase activity; UDP phosphatase activity. NCBI's taxonomy places the organism in Eukaryota, Fungi, Ascomycota, Saccharomycetes, Saccharomycetales, Saccharomycetaceae. The record is from RefSeq and is a predicted model, not a curated record. Gene Ontology annotation, cellular component: Golgi apparatus.
AUGGCAUCUAAACAGUACGGUAUUGUGAUUGAUGCGGGCUCAUCGGGAUCGCGUGUACAUGUGUAUGAAUGGGAUGAUCCAAACGUUCUUCGAGAAAGUGAGAAUAGUACUCCUGCCUUAUUAAGAUCGGUUCCUGAAAUAAGGCAAGAUCCAUCAUGGACAAAGAAAAUAUCUCCGGGUCUCUCCAGUUUUGAACACAAACCAGGCAAAGCCUUUAAAAAACACAUCAAAUCAUUACUAGAGUUUGCUGAGGAUAUAAUACCAGAGAAUAAAAGGAAAGAAACUCCUGUUUUUAUUCAAGGAACUGCAGGAUUAAGAUUGAUUCCGGAAGAUAAAAGAACAAAAAUUUUACAUGAGAUAUGUAAUGGUAUAACGAAACAUACAGACUUCUUGCUAGAAGAUUGCGAUUACCAAGUUCAAGUCAUUGAUGGCGAGACAGAAGGAUUAUAUGGCUGGCUAAGCUUAAAUUAUUUGCUUGGUAAGUUUAAUGAAUACGAAGUAAAUGCGAACUCACAUUUCACAUUUGGGUUCAUGGAUAUGGGAGGAGCGUCGACGCAAAUAGCAUUUGUACCGAGCAGUGCUGACGAUAUUGCGAAACACAAGGAAGAUAUAGCAACAGUUUACCUGAAGAAUGUUAAUGGUGAUGUUCAAGAAUGGAAUGUUUUUGUUAGCACAUGGCUAGGAUUUGGUGCUAACCAGGCUAGAAAUAGAUAUUUUGCACAGCUAGUUAAUGCACUUCCAGAAAAUACAAACAAAUACGAUGACGAUGAUUUUACAACAAGAAAAUUGACUGAUCCUUGUACUCCAAAAGGCGCCAAAAUCAAAUUUGAGUUCAAAGAUAAAGAGUUCCAAAUUUUAGGAUCAGGAAACUACGAGCAGUGUUCAAAAUCCAUUUACCCUCUUUUAUUAAAGAAUAUACCUUGUUCAGACGAACCAUGCCUAUUUAACGGUAUUCAUGCUCCACAUAUUGACUUUAAGAAGGACAGAUUUAUUGGUACAUCUGAAUACUGGUAUACUGCUAACGAUGUUUUCAAGCUAGGCGGAGAGUAUAAUUUUCAGGAAUUCAACGAACAAGUAAUAAAAUUCUGUAAUAGUGAUUGGCAAACACUAAAGAAUAAAUCAGAUAAUGGUGCUUUCAACGGGAUGCCACAGAAUUUACUUAAAGACGCUUGCUUUAAGGCUAAUUGGGUACUAAAUAUAUUACACGAAGGUUUUGAAUUGCCGCGGCUUGGUUUUGAGAAGGAACUAUCACAGGAAAUUGAAGAAGAGACUCCAAUAUUUCAAAGUCUUGAAAGAAUAAAUGAAAGAGAACUUUCAUGGACAUUAGGAAGAAUCCUUCUCUAUGCAACUUCCACUAUUACUGCGGGAAGUAAGAGUAUAACGGCAGGUGUGUUACCAAGUUCCCUGGAAAUGGAAAAACUUGGUAAGACAUUUUCUCCAGGUGGUUUAAUUGGAAACUCAUCCUUCUACCAUAGUAAGAGUUCGCACUUCCUGAGAAGCAUUUUCCUAUUUUUGAUGGUUAUUGUUUUGCUAUAUGCCUUUGUCUUCAAAAAUAAACUGCGAAGGUUGAUUAAUUCCAGUAAAAUACUUGAAUACAAUAGUGAAUUUAUAUCAAGUGUAAAGUCACUUUUUAGAGGUGCGCCGGCAUUUGAGGAUAAGUUAUCGCAAUUAGAAGAAGGGCUUCCAAACGGUAGAGCAUUCAGAGAACAAUUUGAGAUGAAUCCCUCACCAAGUUAUUCUAGAACCGGCUCCUCAUCAAGGCGUUUAGAGAGGGAAAUAUAUAAGACAGGAAAGUCACCAAGUAGUUCUCAUUUAUCGUCGCCAAGUGUGCCAGGCACGGCAACCAGAACAGCGUUUUCUAUUUCGGACUUUGGCAAAUUCAAAGAUGAAAGGUUUACAGAGUAA